AUGUGUCCUACCACAGAAGAUGAAAUAAACGAAAUGAAAACCAUACCGUAUCAAGAAGCAGUCGGAAGCAUAAUGUAUGCAGCGCAGGUGACAAGGCCAGAUAUUGCAUAUGCAGUGGGGGUGCUUUCACGAUUUAAUAAAAAUUAUGGUAAAGCACACUGGCAAGCUGUAAAAAGAAUUUUCCGAUACCUUAAGGCGACAAGUCAUUAUGCACUGCAAUUCAGUAAAGAUGGAUCUAGUCAAAUAGAUGGAUUUACUGAUGCUGAUUGGGCUGGUGAUGUGGACGACAGAAAGUCAACCACUGGUUAUGUUUUUAAAUUUCAAAAUGGGCCAAUAUCGUGGAAUUCAAAGAAGCAACAGACUACAGCUCUUUCUACCACCGAAGCUGAAUACAUGGCAUUAUCGACUUCAGCACAAGAAGCAAUGUGGCUUAAAUCCUUGCUCACAGAACUUGAUGAAAUUCACUCCAUUGAAAUCAAAUGCGAUAAUAAGAGUGCUAUUUGUUUAUCACAUAAUAAUACAUUUCAUGCUCGCUCAAAGCACAUCGACAUUCGUCAUCACUUCGUUAGAGAAUUAAUUGAAGAAGACCAAAUUAAGAUUGCUUACAUUCAAACUAGAGAUAUGGUGGCAGACAUACUGACGAAAGGAUUGCCGGCUCCCAAACAUAUCCAUUGUUGCAAUUUACUUGGCUUUAAAGACCAAUCUAAUGGGGGUGUUGGAAAUGAAGAUUGUACUUUAAAUAAAUAA
This is a messenger RNA of Stomoxys calcitrans (stable fly), 747 nucleotides long. RefSeq lists its product as uncharacterized. The coding region runs from base 1 to 747 and encodes 248 amino acids. The record is from RefSeq and is a predicted model, not a curated record. The transcript has a single exon. NCBI's taxonomy places the organism in Eukaryota, Metazoa, Arthropoda, Insecta, Diptera, Muscidae.